Messenger RNA from Hydractinia symbiolongicarpus, 1769 nucleotides. RefSeq lists its product as uncharacterized. Bases 149 to 1105 code for a protein of 318 amino acids. Lineage: Eukaryota; Metazoa; Cnidaria; Hydrozoa; Anthoathecata; Hydractiniidae. The record is from RefSeq and is a predicted model, not a curated record. The transcript has 3 exons.
UAUUCUCUUUAGAUGAACAACGGUAGAUAGAUUUUAAUUUAUAGAGAAGCUUAAAGCAUGAAAAUAUCUAAUUGUGAUGAAUUUAUUUUUUUUUCACAUACAGAUACAGACAAGAUAGAUAGAUUCUAAUUUAUGGUAAAGCUUGAUCAUGAUUCUCACAAUUGAAAAUAUUAAUUCCCUCAGUACCAAUGUCAAAAAUUAUGUUAUUACUGUUUACUCCAUUGCUAUGUUGUGUGAAUUUGUCACUACAUGUAUAUACAUGUUAAAUAUGAAGCAGCUGAGUGCUUCAGAGACACUUAUAAAUCAUCCACUGCGAAGAACACGUGCAAUCAUCAUUAUAUCUUGCUGUGUGGUGUUGAUGUUGUGGAGAGCAUUGGUUAUUAUUAGGAUAACUUAUCAGAAGAGCAUCAAAGAAGAUAACAUAACAGAAUCUUUACUUUCUGUAACAAUCUUACUUGUAAAUAUGGUCUGCUAUUUUCUUUUCUUAAGUCUGUAUAUUUUAUUUUUGUAUAUAACCAUAUACCUUCCCGCUGCUGCCAAUAAAAGAUGGCAGUUCUAUUUUACUGCGUAUGCUUGUCCAAUUUUGUUUACAUUAGUUAUCAUCCUGAUUGGAUACUUAACACAUCGAACACAUUUUUCAUGGAACAACGUCCUCUCCAAUGAAUGGAUUAUAAUCGCUAUACAAGGUAUCGUUGUUGCUUUGGGUGCAAGCAUAUCUGUAUUUGUUUUGAAAAUACAUUUGAAAUUAUUUGGAAAAUGUGAGUUUGAUUUUAAAACAAAAAUAAAACGUUUAAGAGAAAGCAAAAAACUUGUGAAUGGAUUUAUUUUGGGCAUUAUAUUACUUGUGUUGUUCAUAUUGGAUGUAAUUCACAUUUCAACAGAAUGUUCAGUGGUUCAAUGGUUGUUUGUGACAUUCCAUGCAUUGCUUGGUGUUCACUUUUUAUUUCGUGAAGCGAUAUUUUACGAUAAGGAUUUUUUCCAGAAAACCUCUCGUGCACAGCGUAGAAGAAAAGCAAUUAAAGAAAAUCAAUUCAUACAACUGAGAUCUGUGGAGAGUUCUUCAGUUGUAACACAAGCAGCGAGUACCACUGUGGACAAAAAUUGAGAAAUUGUGUUAUGCAAACCAAAGGAGACUUUUAUUCUUAUUCUCCAUAUUUGUCCAGUCUCCUAUUUCGAAAGAAUUAUUAUUCCUGCUAUAAAUAUUGCAGCAGAUAACUUCACAAAAGUACAAUGGUAUUAAAAAUAUUUAUAUCAAGAUUUGGAAGUAGUAGAUUAUAUUCUAUAACGUGAAAAUUGCGCACUACAAAAUACAAAUAAAUUAUACUUUAAAAAUUUUCCAGUUGCUAGUGCAAUCAUUAUUGCCAAAAAGGAGAUUUUAAACAUCGAUGGAGACAAAAAAAAAUGUUUUUAAGUUUAAAUUUUUUAGAUAUAUGAAGAUUAAAUUUUACCAAAUUGAAAAAUCAAUAUUUCAAAAAUAUUACACAUUUAAGUUGUUGUAGAUUCACCAGACGCCUAUAUAUGUACCUUGUAUUUUCUAUCUGUCAUAAAGAGAGUGUUGCUAACAUGAAAAUAUCACUUUUAUUUUUAAUUUACAAUCAUAAAAUAACACACCGAGAUUUUUCUGACCUCUUCUUGAAAAUUCAUUUUAUUGACAGAUUACUCUACCUUGCUUUUUUAGAUCUUGUUUUCCUACUUCGUUCACAUUUAUCAUUGUAAUUUUCAUUGAUAAUCGAACUACGUAAGAAUAAUUGUAUGAUGUUUUUGUAAUA